This is a messenger RNA of Spathaspora passalidarum NRRL Y-27907, 2028 nucleotides long. Its product is annotated as biotin--[acetyl-CoA-carboxylase] ligase. The transcript has a single exon. Gene Ontology annotation, biological process: protein modification process. Lineage: Eukaryota; Fungi; Ascomycota; Pichiomycetes; Serinales; Debaryomycetaceae. The record is from RefSeq and is a predicted model, not a curated record. The coding region runs from base 1 to 2028 and encodes 675 amino acids. Gene Ontology annotation, molecular function: biotin--[biotin carboxyl-carrier protein] ligase activity. Gene Ontology annotation, cellular component: cytoplasm.
AUGAACGUGUUGGUAUAUUCCGGUCCUGGAACUACCACUGAAAGUGUCAAACACUGUGUAGAAUCACUCAGAUUCCACUUAUCCUCAUACUAUGCUGUUCUUCCUGUGUCUGAAUCAGUCAUUCUAAACGAACCAUGGAUGCGCAAGACAUCACUCUUGGUCAUGCCUGGAGGAGCCGAUUUACCCUACUGUAACGUGUUGAACGGGAACGGGAAUAGAAAAAUAGCAAGUUAUGUCAAACAAGGUGGGGCAUACUUGGGUUUCUGUGCCGGUGCCUAUUUCGCAGCAGCUAGGUGUGAAUUUGAGAUUGGCAAUCCAGUUAUGGAAGUUUCCGGUCCUCGAGAAUUGGCAUUUUACCCAGAUGCAAAGAGAGGAUGUGCAUUUAAGGGGUUCCAAUAUGAAUCUCAUGCCGGUGCACGGGCAGUCCAAGUUUCCGUGAAUACUAGUAUCUUACCUGACUGUCCUUCCAGUGUGUAUCAUUAUUACAACGGUGGUGGUGUGUUUAUUAAUGCAAGUAAAUACAAAGAUGUGGAAGUUUUAGCACGAUAUGAUGAGCGAAUCGACGUGGAUGACAUAGACAAAGCAGCAGUUGUGUUUAGGAAAGUUGGAAAGGGUAGAGUGCUACUUACAGGAACUCAUCCUGAAUUUUCCUACAACUUAUUGAAACCCUUCCAACAUGAACAUGAUGAUAAAUUCACCACUGUGAUUGAAAAAUUAAAGGAAAACGAUCAUGAUAGAAAGUUAUUCACUAAAGCGUGCUUGAAGAAAUUGGGAUUGAGAGUUAGUGAAAAUGUCGAUGCGUCAAUACCUAAUGUGACUCCAUUGAUAGUUGCUUCACCCGUAGCCAACAUUGGACAAAUAUACCAAGAUUUGAAAACUAAUUUGGACAUCAAGAACGGUUUCUUCCAAGACAAUAAUGAUGUAUUUGUAUUCCAAGAUGAGUCACACGAAGAAUACCAUGUUGAAAAUGAACGUAUUGACGUUGAAGAUCCAACUAAAGCUACCAAGCAUGUGAAAUUCAUGACUUCAGGAACUAUCCCAACAAACAAAAUGACACCUUAUUUCAACAUGAACAAAUAUUUUGAACAUUUGAAAGAAUUAUCUAAAGGGAACAUCGGGCAGUAUGGAAAUAUACUCGGAUAUGCUGAGGUUACAACGUCCACAAACACAAUUCUUGAAAAGAAUCCUCAUUGGCUAGAACAUCUUCCUGCUGGAUUCACCUUGACUGCAACUACGCAAAUUGCCGGUAGAGGCCGUGGUGGUAAUGUUUGGAUCAACCCAAAGGGAGUAUUGGCAACUUCUAUCUUGUUCAAGAUUUCUCAAUCAGCCAAAUCUUCUUCCUCGGUGGUAACCAUGCAGUAUUUGUGUGGGUUAGCUUUGAUUGAAGCAAUUUUGGGAUAUGGAAGUACCGAAUCCGGCAAGGGAGUAGGAUAUGAAGACAUGCCAUUGCGUUUGAAAUGGCCUAAUGAUAUCUACAUUUUGAAACCGGAAUAUUUCAACUCAUUAGCUGAUAAGAAUGAUGUCAGUAGUACUGUCGAAGGAGACGAUGAAAAAUAUUCUAAAGUCUCAGGAGCCUUAAUUAAUUCGCAGUACUUGAAUGGUCAAUUCUAUUUAGUAUGGGGUGGUGGUGUAAAUGUGUCUAAUCCAGCACCAACCACGUCGUUGAACUUGGUAUUGCAGAAAUUAAACUUGAUUAGAGAGAAGCAAGGUUUGCCUUUAUUACCCCACUAUGAGCCGGAAAAGUUGUUGGCUAAACUUAUGCAUACAGUAAACCUGUUCUUCCCUGUGUUUGAGAAGGCAGGGUUGAGUCCAUUCCUUCCACUUUAUUAUAAGCGUUGGUUCCAUUCUGAACAGAAAGUGGCUGUCAAUGGUGCCGAUGGAAAACCAAGAACUUGUGUAAUCAAGGGCAUAACUCCAGAUUAUGGAUUGCUUAUUGCUGAAGAUGUUAACAAUCAUGAAGUUUUACAUUUGCAACCUGAUGGAAACUCAUUUGACAUUUUUAAAGGAUUAGUUUAUAAAAAGUCGUAG